AUGUGGUCUAACUUCAGUUCAGUCUCCAGCGGGUGCUCUGCUGGUCCUCUGCUGCUAAGACUAAGACCAACGAUGACCGCGGUGAUCAUCGACAUUGAAGGGACGGUGUGCUCCAUAUCUUUCGUCAAGGACACACUUUUCCCUUAUUUUCUCAGGGAAGUCCCUGCCAAACUUGAGCUGUUAGAUUACCCCAUUAAAGUGUCUUCCUCUGUGGAAGACAGUGAGUCUGCCCGUAUAUCUAAUAUAUUGGUAGGAUUCCCUCAGGAAGUCGUUAGUUCCUACGAAACUACUUUGCUGCACAUAACCCACCUAGUUUCAAGCGAUAUCAAGGACCCAGUGCUUAAAUCUUUACAAGGAUUGAUAUGGCUGAUUGGUUACCAUAACGGUGACUUGCGUGCGCCAAUUUACCCCGACGCUAUUAAGCUAAUUGAGUCUUUCAAAGAGGGUGAUCCUACUAGGAAAAUAUACGUUUAUUCUUCCGGUUCAGUUAGGGCACAGAAGCUACUCUUCGGACAUGUUCUGUUUGAGGACCUGAUCGUCGACUUAAAUCCAUAUUUCUCAGGAUACUUUGACAUCACCACGUCUGGCUUCAAACAAGAGUCCCAGUCGUACAAGAACAUCUUAGAGUCGAUUGGUCAAUUGGAAACUCCAGACCAAGUUUUGUUUUUGAGUGACAAUGUAAAGGAAGUAGAUGCUGCAAACUCAGCUGGGAUGAAGAGCAUAGUUGUAGUCAGGCCUGGUAACAGCGAAUUGACCGAAGACGACAGGAAGAGAUUUAAGGUCAUCGAUGAUUUCAGCCAACUACAAAUUUAA
This is a messenger RNA of Dujonia railenensis, 813 nucleotides long. Lineage: Eukaryota; Fungi; Ascomycota; Pichiomycetes; Serinales; Debaryomycetaceae. The record is from the annotation of a GenBank genome assembly.